This is a messenger RNA of Neocloeon triangulifer, 2607 nucleotides long. RefSeq names its product polypeptide N-acetylgalactosaminyltransferase 35A (gene Pgant35A). Gene Ontology annotation, cellular component: Golgi apparatus. The transcript has 11 exons. Lineage: Eukaryota; Metazoa; Arthropoda; Insecta; Ephemeroptera; Baetidae. Gene Ontology annotation, molecular function: Notch binding. Bases 275 to 2137 code for a protein of 620 amino acids. The record is from RefSeq and is a predicted model, not a curated record. Gene Ontology annotation, biological process: regulation of Notch signaling pathway.
UCCUCUUGUCUCUCUGUUGUGGUGCCCUCGAUCAUCUCGGCCCACAAUUAAUAUAAUUUUCCGCAAGAGGAAUAUUAAUUAUUUCUUGCCCAAGAACACAUCAGACAACAAUCUUGCCUUCCUGCCACACUAAUUGCCCUAUUUAAAUACUAAUUUUUAAACACGAUGAAGUGUAAUUUUCUUCUUCUCUCGCCACUUUCGCCUAAAAUGAAACUUCUAAAAAGUUUUCAAGCUGGGUUCCUUUAAAAUUAAUACAUACACAAGACAUACAAAAAUGACUGGUGCUCCACGAAAAUGCAACUCCUUUCUGCUCGGUGUAGUUUUUGCCAGCGUUACUUGGACGGUGAUUUUGAUUCUCUACAUGCGGCUGGUGAAAGAAAGCAACCUGAAUUCAAGCAGGUUAUCACCUCAGCCCUCAUCCUUGAUGGUGGUCCACGAAUUUUUGCCGAAAGAAGCGCACAACAAAGCACCCAGUCUCGACGAUGGCGAUAAGAAACACAAAGAAAUGUUGGCUCAACUGCAGCCAAAGAAGCUGGAAGACGAGAUCGGUCUCGUUCGAUCUCCGGCAGAGCAACGACUGCGAGACCAAGGCUACAAGAACCACGCAUUUAACACUUUAGUUAGCCACAAAUUAGGCUACCACAGGGACAUACCUGACACUCGAAAUCCCCUCUGCGCCAGUCAAGAGUAUCCGCAAGACCUGCCCUCCACCUCGAUAAUUAUCUGUUUCUACAACGAAGAUCUGCACACCCUGCUCAGGUCGGUCCACUCGGUCAUCGAUAGAUCGCCGACAAAUCUGAUCCAUGAAAUCAUUUUAGUCGACGACAAUAGCAAUUUAGAUAACAUUCAUAAAGAGCUGGAGGUGUACUGCAAAGACAACCUGCCAAUAGUUAUGGUGACCAAGACACCUCGACGGGAAGGUCUCAUCAGAGCUCGAAUGUUCGGAGCAAGUAAAGCCAGUGGAGACGUGUUGGUGUUUUUGGACAGUCACAUUGAGGUGAACAAAGACUGGCUUCAGCCGAUGCUUUUGCGUAUUAAGGAUGAGCCAAACUCUGUGGUCACCCCGAUUAUCGACAUCAUCAAUGCCGAUACCUUCCAGUACACACCCUCACCAUUAGUGAGAGGUGGUUUCAACUGGGGUCUCCACUUCAAAUGGGAAAAUGUGCCUCAAUGGCACCUGGAAACCGAAUCAGAUUUCAUCAAGCCAAUCAAGUCUCCUACUAUGGCUGGAGGAUUAUUUGCCAUGCGAAGAGAGUAUUUUGAAGAUUUAGGGUCGUAUGAUUCCGGGAUGAACAUCUGGGGAGGAGAAAAUCUGGAGCUUUCAUUCAGAGUUUGGAUGUGCGGUGGUCACCUAGAAAUAAUUCCGUGCUCCAGAGUGGGUCAUGUUUUUCGAAGACGCAGACCUUACGGUGCCCCGGAUGGAGAGGACACCAUGACGAGAAAUUCUCUUCGAGUCGCUCACGUUUGGAUGGACGAUUAUAAAGAUUAUUUCUUCCGAGUGCGUCCAGAUGCUCGGCACAUAACCUAUGGAGAUAUUUCGUCCAGAGUGAAGCUCCGAGAACGUCUCAAGUGCAAGUCCUUUGAUUGGUACCUGAAAAACGUUUAUCCCGAGUUGACCCUGCCAUCGUCUGAUAAGGAGAGGGACAGACUUAAAAAUAAGUGGCAGGCUCUUGAUCCCGGAGGCAAGAAAAAAUUCCAGCCGUGGCACUCGAGGCAAAGGAAUUACGUCAGUGAAUAUCAGAUUCGUCUGUCUGGCACAAAUUUGUGUGUGCAAAGCGAGAAAGACGUAAAAUCAAAAGGAUCGUAUCUGAUGCUCACAACCUGCUUAAGAGUCAAAGCUCAAAUGUGGUACGAAACUGACCGUCAUGAACUGGUUCUUGCGCAGCUUUUGUGUUUGGAUGGAACCGGAGACACACCGAGACUCUCCAAGUGCCAUGAAAUGGCAGGUCUGCAAGAGUGGCAGCAUCCCAGCAAGACGGAGACUGCCGUCUACAACAUGGCAGCUGGAACUUGUUUAGGGGUCCAAGAGCCUUCGAAGGGUUCCAGGGUGACGAUGGAACUCUGCACGAAGCCAACAGGGUCCAAGUGGGACCUGGUGAUUGCCAGAAAAAUGCUCGAAGAAAACCCGAGACUGUGAUCCUCAUGUAAGCUCUCUUUCAACUUUUUAAUAUUUUUGUCCAUUUCUUGCUUUAAUCUUCCGCCCAUCGAAAUCUCCAUAUUUGAAUGUAGACGUAAAUAAGUACAAAAAUCUAAGAUAUCUGUUAAUGUUAGGUACGAAUCAUGAAUGUUAGCUGACUUAUUGUUAAAAACUACAUAAUCCAGCAACAGCAUAAGUGUUAAAUAUUUCUGCUCAAAUCUCAACUUGUAGUACGAUAGUUGAUGUGAUCUUGAACUUUUCCAUUUUGAAAUUUAACAGCAAAGUCUCUUGAUUUAAAAGAAAAAAAGGAAAAAACUUCUAUUUACUUGGCCAUUUUUUACCAUUUUUACUAAUAUUAAGAUUAAUGAUUUUAUUCCAAUUUUUAAAUAAAUUUGUUAUGUUUCAUACAUUAUUGUUAUGUGUGUAUUUCUGAAAUACAACUUGGCCAUAAAUUGUGUACAGUAACCAGC